AUACCAGUAAGGGAGUUUAUAUUUAGCAGCAUUCGCCAGGCAACACGAACUAAACUUUAAGAAAUGUCUGGUUUAGAUAAGGUUUUUACUGCUGCCACCCUCUUGGUGUUUAUGAUAGUCUUAGGCCUCAAAGGCAAUGUAUACCUUUCGGCACAAUAUAACCAAAGAUGCACAAAUGAAUUAUAUGCUUGUGUUAACAAUAUUCAAGUUUCCCUUGACAAAGAGAUAGUUUGCAGGUCUUCACAAAACUAUUUUGAAUGUCUAAACAACGCCGCAAAGCACUGUGAUUUUAAUGGUGGGACUUUAAUAGAUCUUAUAGACAAAGCAAGACAACAAAUGUCCUUGUAUUGUCCUGAGCCCUUCAUUAGUAUUUCAGCAAUCAGUGCUCUCUGUCUAAUUCUGGUGACUCUUUCCAGUAUGCUGUUGCAUGUUGCGAUAAUAAACAAUUACCUAGAAUGAAAACGUGAUUUAAGAGGAUAACAGCGCACAUUCUCAUUAAAUAUAUACCCAUAUGUUUACAAGAAAUUUCAAGAAUGAACAAUACACUUUAGAUUUUGCAUUUGCUGCGCAUUGUGUAUCAGACACUUAAACGUUUCUCAAAAGUGUUCAAACGAAUCCUACUAUUUUGUGAAAUUCACAAUUUCUCAAGAUUUUAUGUAUAACUGCUUUUAUUAUUCUUUACAUCUUUUCGAAGAUAUGCUUAAAAUGUAACAAUGGUAUGAACU
Messenger RNA from Magallana angulata, 725 nucleotides. RefSeq lists its product as uncharacterized. The coding region runs from base 64 to 459 and encodes 131 amino acids. The transcript has 4 exons. Lineage: Eukaryota; Metazoa; Mollusca; Bivalvia; Ostreida; Ostreidae. The record is from RefSeq and is a predicted model, not a curated record.